Sinocyclocheilus grahami is the source of this 2413-nucleotide messenger RNA. RefSeq names its product arf-GAP with coiled-coil, ANK repeat and PH domain-containing protein 3. The record is from RefSeq and is a predicted model, not a curated record. Gene Ontology annotation, molecular function: protein binding; GTPase activator activity. NCBI's taxonomy places the organism in Eukaryota, Metazoa, Chordata, Actinopteri, Cypriniformes, Cyprinidae. The transcript has 22 exons. Bases 266 to 2368 code for a protein of 700 amino acids. Gene Ontology annotation, cellular component: cytoplasm.
AAGCAACAUGAACAAACACCUCCGCAGCUGUCAACACAGCUCGAGACAGACUCAAGCAUCGUAAAGAACUUGAAUGAUAUGAUUUAAUGACUCGUGUGCAGUGUCUGCAGCGCAGUCCUGUCAGUGAGUGUGAGAUAAUAACGGCUCGCGGAUGAUGAUCUGCACCGGAGACAGUGAUGCGGGGAUCAGUUGUGUCUGGAUCUAAUGUCUUAUAGUGCGUCAAGCUAUAAUUACAAACACUGAGUUCAUAAGGACAGAGCGAAACAUGGACACUUUCCUGGACUUUGAGGAGUGCAUCAGAGACUCUCCUGCGUUCAGGCAGUCUCUGGAUAAAUGUGAGAGUGACGUUGCAGAACUGGAGAGCCGCGUGGAGAAAGUGAUGAAGCUGUGUGGUCAGAUGGUGGAGGCGGGUCAGAACUACACCUCCUGCAAUCAGCUCUUUCUGUCCGGCCUGGCUGAGUUUACAGCGUAUCACAAGAGCGACGGUGUUAUUCUGAAUUGCCUGCGUCAGUUCAACCAGGGCCUGCAGGAAAUGAUCCAGUUUCAGACGAUGCUGUUUGAUCAGACUCAGAGAGCCAUUACCCAGCAGCUCACAAACCUGCUUUCACAAUUUCUGCCGCAUAUUCGCGACACUCGCCGUGAGUUUGUCCGGAUCGGAGAUGAUCUCGAUGCCGCCGUGGUGAAAAGCGCUCAGGUGAGUCGACACAAACCCGUUGACGCUGAGCGAGCGACUCACCUGCUGCUCGCCACGCGCAAAUGCUACCAACACUUCGCCCUGGACUACUGCCUGCAGUUGAAUAAUUUCAAGGUCCAACAGAAGCUGGAUAUUCUGAAUUCGGUCUUCUCGUAUUUUCACGCUCAGUACACGUUUUUCCACCAGGGAUUCGAUUUGCUGAGAGAUCUAGAACCGAGCAUGAAGACGAUGGCCUCACAGCUCUCUCAGCUGGCGUCUGACUGCACUGCCAAGAGGAAAGACCUGGAGAACACACACCUGCUCGUCCAGCAGAGAGACACGUCUGGAGAAGCGGUUAUUGUCUGUAACUUGUCUGACGGAGGAACGAUUCAGGGUUACCUGUUCAAACGCUCGCGCAAGAAGAACAAGACGUGGAAGAGGUGCUGGUUUUACUCUGAAAAUAAUCAGUUAAUCUACUCAAAAUCACACAAGGAGCCGCCAGUGGUUCUGUUCGAUGAUCUCCGUCUGUGUGCUGUGAAAUCUCUGGAUGUGAUCGACCGCCGUUUCUGUUUUGAGCUGCUGUCAGUGCAGAAGUGUUGUGUGUUACAGGCUGAUUCGGAGGAGCUGAAGGUGGCGUGGAUUAACGCUGUUCAGGGCUGUAUAGACAUGGCGUACCGUGAUCAAGUAACAGAACAAAACACUCAGGUGAAGGAGAACUCCGCCCCCGCGCCCGCUCCGGACCCGCCUCCUCACCCCCCCGCUCUGGGCGUGGCUCUCCGUGGCAACGGUAACCAGCGCUGCUGUGACUGUGGGGAGGCGGAGCCUCGCUGGGCCAGCGUUAACCUGGGCAUCACCAUGUGCAUCGAGUGCUCGGGGAUCCACAGGAGUCUCGGCGUACAUCUGUCCAAAGUCCGAUCGCUCACUCUUGAUUCCUGGGAUCCGGAACAGUUAAAGCUGCUGUGCGUUCUGGGUAAUGAAGUCAUUAAUGGCAUUUAUGAGCGUAACCCAGCAGAUGGAGUGCAGAAGCCCAGCGCAGACAGUCCACGGCAGGAUAAAGAACAGUGGAUCCGGUUUAAGUAUGUGGAGAAAAGAUUUGUGACACGUGAUCCUGAUGGUCCUGAUGCUGAAACAGUAAAGCUACGGGACGGUGAGAGGCUGUAUCAGGCGUCGCUAAGCGGUGAUCUUGUUGCCAUGGUGACGACGCUGGCCGAGGGGGCAGAAGUGAACUGGAGUAACCCUGAGCGGGAGGGACGGACGGCUCUGAUUGGUUCAGCCAUCGGGGGCUCGCUGUCGGCGUGCGAGUUUUUGCUGCAGAACGGCGCGAAUGUGAAUCACAGGGAUCAGCACGGACAGGGAGCUCUGCACGCUGCCGCCACCUACGGACACACGGGGCAGGUGUGUCUGCUGCUCAAGAGAGGAGCCAAUCAGUAUGCAGCUGAUGAAAAGGGAAACGAUCCACUCCGUAUCGCCAUUGAAACUGCCCACGCUGACAUUGUCACUUUGUUGAGAAUGGCUCGAAUGAAUGAGGAAAUGAGGGAUUCUGAGGGAUUCUUCGGAUCUGUUGGAGACGAUGAAACAUUCCAGGAUAUUUUCCGUGAUUUCAGUAACAUGGCGUCACACGACCCGGAGAAACUCUCCCGCCGGCAGUUCCUCCGCGGCUCUGAGGAUGAAGAGCGUGAUGAAGAGGUCAAGUGAGGUCACGUGAGGUCAGAGGUCACGCUGCUGCACUAUGGGACAAGG